This is a messenger RNA of Erythranthe guttata (spotted monkey flower), 1112 nucleotides long. RefSeq names its product ras-related protein RABA4d. Gene Ontology annotation, molecular function: GTP binding; GTPase activity. Lineage: Eukaryota; Viridiplantae; Streptophyta; Magnoliopsida; Lamiales; Phrymaceae. The record is from RefSeq and is a predicted model, not a curated record.
AAAAAAAAUGAGGAAAAAACAAAUAAAAUACGUUUCCCCAUUCCCUUUUCUCAACUGAAAAACCGUUAAUGGGUCCCGCACUUACCGUUACCUCUGCUCCUUCUUUCUCUUCGUUCCAAUUCACCGACAUUCUUCUUUCACAAAUUUCCCCAGAUUGAAAAUCUGAUCCGAACCCUAAUUGCAAUUUCCAACCCAGAUUUCGAUUCUUUCUUCUUUCUGCCCAAUAAUUCAUUCAUGCAUUUCCAGCUUUCUUAAACAUGGACGAAAUUUCUGCACAAGGAUCAUUUCGCAGUCUGCAAAUUAAAUGAUCCAUUAAUUAAGAAGAAGAAAAAAAAUCAUAUUUUGGAAGAUUUUAUGCUGCAAAAUUGGUGGAUUUGAAGAGAAUUAAAGAAAGAAUAGCGAUUGGUUGCGAGUGACGAGAUGUCUAAUUUGUAUGGUGGGGAUUUCAAUCAGAAGAUCGAUUAUGUGUUUAAGGUUGUUUUAAUCGGAGAUUCUGCCGUCGGAAAAUCCCAAUUGCUCGCUAGGUUUGCUCGUAACGAAUUCAGCCUCGAAUCGAAGGCCACCAUCGGUGUCGAAUUUCAGACCAAAACUCUCCUCAUUGAUCACAAAACUGUCAAGGCUCAGAUUUGGGACACUGCUGGUCAAGAAAGGUACCGGGCGGUGACGAGUGCUUAUUACAGAGGUGCAGUGGGUGCAAUGCUGGUGUACGACAUGACAAAGCGUCAGUCUUUCGACCACAUGGCCAGGUGGCUAGAGGAGCUGAGAGGCCACGCAGACAAGAACAUAGUCAUAAUGCUUAUAGGCAACAAGUCCGAUUUAGGUACUCUUAGAGCUGUUCCGACGGAAGAUGCUCAAGAAUUCGCCGAACGAGAAAAUCUCUACUUUAUGGAAACAUCUGCACUCCAGGCAACAAAUGUCGAGAGUGCCUUUAUGACAAUUCUGACGGAAAUUUAUCGGAUUGUGAGUAAGAAGACUUUGGUUGCGGGUGACGGGUCGGAUUAUUCGAAGUCCACUUCUCUUAAGGGUACGCGGAUCAUUGUUCCGGGUCAGGAUUCUGACCCGAAUGCUAAAAAGGGCGGGUGUUGCAUAGGCUCGUGAUUCUUAAUUUUUUU